Molecule: messenger RNA, 1975 nt
Organism: Anastrepha ludens (Mexican fruit fly)
Lineage: Eukaryota; Metazoa; Arthropoda; Insecta; Diptera; Tephritidae
Product: basic salivary proline-rich protein 2-like
Exons: 3
Coding region: 34-1707 (557 amino acids)
Source: RefSeq, a predicted model, not a curated record
CAAAAUCGUUUAGAAAGUAGAAAUUAAACGAACAUGAAAGUGACAAUAACGUUGGGCUCAGCAUUUUUAAUGCUGCUCUGUGUGAGCGUAUCCGCUGCUAGAUCGCAUGAACGCCCAGAUUUCGUCAUCAGCGAAACCAUUGGUGAAGUUGACCGUUCACUCGUACCUGCUGCAGCUGACUUAUUCACAGCUAUAUUCAAUCCCUGGACAGCAGUGAAGAAAAUACAACAACACUUUUCUAAUAGCGCUCAGCGAUGCGUGGAUGUAUACAAUAUUAAUUAUGUGCGAUCUAUUUCCGUUGUUGGACGCAAAGUCCGCGAUAUAGGAAGAAUUAAAGAAUCCAGCUUAAAGCUGUAUGUACGCGAAAAUGAUGCAGAGGAAUUGCUAGAACAAUUCGUGGAGGAUAUAGAGGAGUGUGGCGCACUGCAGUCAGCCGACGAACGACUUAAUUGCUAUGUCGAAGUGAUUACUGAAAUAUUCGGUGAUAUUGACAGUACUUCUAGCAAAUCUAGUGAAUCUAGCGAACCUAGCGAAUCUGUUGAAUCUUCCUGGAUUAAUAAAAUAGCUAUACGCUCCCGCAUACAACGCCUUUCCUGGAGCUUAUUUGCUGCAUCGAUUAAGCUGAACAAGUGUGUGUCCGCUUUUCCAAAUCAAACUACUGCGGCACCACCAAAGGGUCAGUCUACACCACCAGAAGGGCCCCCAAAGAAAACUACUGAAGCACCUGGACACGGACCAACUAAACCAGAAGGGCCUCCAAAGAAAACUUCUGAAGCACCUGGACACAGACCAACUAAACCAGAAGGGCCCCCAAAGAAAACUUCUGAAGCACCUGAACACAGACCAACUAAACCAGAAGGGCCCCCAAAGAAAACUUCUGAAGCACCUGAACACAGACCAACUAAACCAGAAGGGCCCCCAAAGAAAACUUCUGAAGCACCUGAACACAGACCAACUAAACCAGAAGGGCCCCCAAAGAAAACUUCUGAAGCACCUGAACACAGACCAACUAAACCAGAAGGGCCCCCAAAGAAAACUUCUGAAGCACCUGAACACAGACCAACUAAACCAGAAGGGCCCCCGGAGAUAACUUCUGAAGCACCUGAACACAGACCAACUAAACCAGAAGGGCCCCCGGAGAUAACUUCUGAAGCACCUGAACACAGACCAACUAAACCAGAAGGGCCCCCAAAGAAAACUUCUGAAGCACCUGAACACAGACCAACUAAACCAGAAGGGCCCCCAGAGAAAACUUCUCCCCAACCAGAGUCAACAACUGUCGAGCCACCCACACCGGAAUCCACAUCCGCACCAGAAUCCACAUCUCCACCGGAAUCCACAUCCGCACCAGAAUCCACAUCUCCACCGGAAUCCACAUCCGCACCGGAAUCCACAUCCGCACCAGAAUCCACAUCUCCACCGGAAUCCACAUCCGCACCGGAAUCCACAUCCGCACCAGAAUCCACAUCUCCACCGGAAUCCACAUCCGCACCAGAAUCCACAUCUCCACCGGAAUCCACAUCCGCACCAGAAUCCACAUCCCCACCGGAAUCCACUAAUACUGAACCUGACACUACAACAACCGAAUCAUCUACAAAUGAAGAAGAAUCAACAACCGACAACACUUCUGCAACUGAGUCAGAUGAAACCACUCCAGAAGUGGAAUCCACUGAAGAACCUGAAACCACGGUAACCGCAGCUCCUUAGAAGACUCCAUAGAUGAAGAUUCUGCCAGCGAGUAAAGUUCUGGCAAUGCUACAAAAAUUGCAAAGGUUAAUGUUGUAAAUAAAUGUAUUUGUUUUUCAUAUGUUUUUUGAAAAUUUUGCAGUUAAAUAAAUACCUACUGUUAAUGCAAUCGCUUAUAAAAAGUAAUAGCUUCCAAAAUUUGAUUAAGUAGGGAUAGUGAAAUGUGUAGAUAUGUAUGUUGAAAUGUUCCGGAUUUAUAAUCAAUAAAAAGAUUGUAAAUAUAAAUUUA